Messenger RNA from Apus apus (common swift), 831 nucleotides. Its product is annotated as homeobox protein vent1-like. NCBI's taxonomy places the organism in Eukaryota, Metazoa, Chordata, Aves, Apodiformes, Apodidae. The record is from RefSeq and is a predicted model, not a curated record. The transcript has 3 exons. Gene Ontology annotation, molecular function: RNA polymerase II cis-regulatory region sequence-specific DNA binding; DNA-binding transcription factor activity, RNA polymerase II-specific. Gene Ontology annotation, cellular component: nucleus. Gene Ontology annotation, biological process: cell differentiation; regulation of transcription by RNA polymerase II. Bases 1 to 831 code for a protein of 276 amino acids.
AUGAGUCAGGCCGAACUCCUUUUGGCAGAGACCAAGCCCCACGGGGCUAAGCCUCAUAUUUGCUGCGCGCCUCCUCCCCGUGCCCCUACCUCGCUCGGCAGCACCGCCCUCCCGGUCAGAGCCGAGCCCCGACGGCGGGUCCCGCGGCCGAGCCAGCCCGCGGACAGCGAGCCCUGCUCGGCGGAGCGGGACCGAGCCAGUCCUCGGGAGCACUGCGACUCGUACCCGCCGGAGCCAGCCUCCGACGGCGGCUGGCUGAGCGCCGACGAAUCCUCGGGCUACGAGAGCGAGAGCGCGGGAGGAGAUCGCGCUGCGGCGGCGGGGGGAACCCGCGGGCGGCAGCGGAGGGCGCGGACGGCCUUCACCUCUGAGCAGGUCUGCCGGAUGGAGAAGACCUUCCAGCGCCAGAAGUACCUGGGGGCCUCGGAGCGGAGAAAGUUGGCGGCUGCCUUGCAACUCUCGGAGAUCCAGAUCAAGACCUGGUUUCAGAAUCGGAGGAUGAAACUGAAGAGGCAGAUACAGGACCAGCAGCACAGCCUAGCGCCUCCUGCUCCACUCUACAGCUACCCCCCAGGGACCCUACCAGCCCUGUUUCAGGACGGGCUCCACUACCCGUUUGCUUCACAGCACCAGAGACUCCUGCCUUUUACCCCGCUGCCUGCUGUGCAGUUCGGCUUCUCCUUCCCCAGAUACGACUCAUCACAAAGCACCUACCACUUUAUGGCAAACGAGCUGCCAUACUACCAUCAACGCCUUCUUCCUCGUCCUCCUUUCCAUUCAGUUACUCAGAACAAAAUGGACAAUAAUUGCCACCCUGUAUAUGCGUUAUAG